CAUUACUUCCAUUGCAGGCCAUUUGGAUAAGGAGACGGACAAGGCCAAGCACAAGGACUGCGAUAAGGACGCAAACGUUAGCCGCUCACCGUUAGCCGUCAGCUGUUUCCCGUUAACUGUAUUGCCCGCUAGCCCCGUUAGCCCGUUGACCGGCCGGACAUUCCGCAGAGCUGAGGAGCGUCGUUAGUGCGUGGCGCGUGGGGGGCGGAGCAGCGACGGCCUGGUCCAACUUGUAGUCGUCGUUCGUCUCGAAGUCUAGGAAAAUGUCUUCGCCAUUAGCGCAGAGCAACAACAGCAACAGCAGCCAGUCGCAGUCAUCAGCAGCAGCAGCAGCAGCAGCAGCGGCAGCGGCUGCUGCACAGCAGCAAAAUCAAAAAUCAAAUUCAUCAGCUGCCAGCAGCGUUAACAAUACACAUGAAAAGAAUGCGAGCGGAGCGACGGGGACGACAGCGGGUGGUGCAGCGGGUGCUGGCGCUGGCGCUGGCGCUGGAGCUGGAACUGGAGCUGCAGCUGGCUCGGGAUCGUCCGGCGGCACGCCACAGAGCCCCACAAAACGUAGCACAAUAUCCACAAAGGAGCGUGUGAUCGAUAGCGUGCCGUUCCCACCCAGCCGAAAGCUAACCUGCGCCGAUGUCUUCGAUGCGCGCACCGGCAAGCCGCACCACGAUGUACUUAAGCAGCAUUUCAUACUGGAGGGCCGGAUCGAGGAGAGCGCCGCCCUGCGCAUCAUCCAGGAGGGCGCCACGCUGCUGCGCCAGGAGAAGACAAUGAUUGAUAUUGAGGCGCCGGUCACCGUCUGCGGCGACAUCCACGGCCAGUUCUAUGAUCUUAUGAAGCUAUUCGAAAUUGGCGGAUCGCCGGCAACAACAAAGUAUCUGUUCCUGGGCGACUAUGUGGACCGGGGCUACUUCAGCAUUGAGUGCGUCCUCUAUUUGUGGUCGCUGAAGAUCACGUAUCCGCAGACGCUGUUCCUGCUGCGCGGCAAUCACGAGUGCCGGCAUCUGACCGAGUACUUCACCUUCAAGCAGGAGUGCAAGAUCAAAUACUCGGAGCGCGUGUACGACGCGUGCAUGGAUGCGUUCGACUGCCUGCCGUUGGCGGCGUUGAUGAACCAGCAGUUCCUCUGCGUGCACGGCGGACUGUCGCCGGAGAUACACGAGCUGGAGGACAUUAGGCGGCUGGAUAGAUUCAAGGAGCCGCCCGCCUUUGGCCCCAUGUGCGACCUGCUGUGGUCCGAUCCGCUCGAGGACUUUGGCAACGAGAAGAACUCGGACUUCUACACGCACAACUCGGUGCGCGGCUGUUCGUAUUUCUACAGCUACGCCGCCUGCUGCGACUUCCUGCAGAACAACAAUCUGCUGUCGAUCAUACGGGCGCACGAGGCGCAGGACGCCGGCUACCGCAUGUACCGCAAGAGCCAGACCACCGGUUUCCCCUCGCUGAUCACCAUCUUCUCGGCGCCCAACUAUCUCGACGUGUACAACAACAAGGCGGCGGUACUCAAGUACGAGAACAACGUGAUGAACAUCCGACAGUUCAAUUGCUCGCCGCAUCCCUACUGGCUUCCCAACUUCAUGGACGUGUUCACCUGGUCGCUGCCCUUCGUCGGCGAGAAGGUCACCGAGAUGCUGGUGAACGUGCUGAACAUCUGCUCCGACGACGAGCUCAUGACCGAGGAGAGCGAGGAGCCGCUGUCGGACGACGAGGCGGCRCUGCGCAAGGAGGUCAUCCGCAACAAGAUACGCGCCAUUGGCAAAAUGGCGCGCGUCUUCUCAGUGCUGCGCGAGGAGUCCGAGUCCGUGCUGCAGCUGAAGGGGCUGACGCCCACGGGCGCCCUGCCCCUGGGCGCUCUGUCCGGCGGCAAGCAGUCCCUCAAGAAUGCCAUGCAGGGCUUCUCGCCCAACCACAAGAUUACCUCAUUUGCGGAGGCCAAGGGACUCGAUGCGGUCAACGAGCGGAUGCCGCCCCGACGGGAUCAGCCGCCCACACCCAGCGACGAUCAUCCGCACCCGCAUCAGCAUCAUAGUCAGGGCAACAAUGGAGCGGCGCAUGGAUAAAGAAUCAGUGCGGAGGGCAACGGCAACGGCGUGGGAGGGACAACAGGAGUCGGUGGCUUCUGUGUGGGCGCCGAUUACGGUCGGUAAUACUAAUAAGUAAUACCUGUUGUCGGAUCAGAUGUGCGUGGCGGUGUGUAUGUGUGUAUGUGUGACUGGGUGUGCUGCCUGUGCCGGUUGUGCGGGCAGAGCAUGCUCUGAGCACGUGCAAGAGGGGCCACACUGUGCUCCCUUGCCCACACACACAGACUCGCAUGGCCACACACACGUACACACCCAUAUACACACCCACACACAGCCACACACACACACACACACAUGCGAGAGCAUGCAUACAUAUAAUAUUUACAUAAAAUAUCUACAUAUAAACAUAAUAAUGUUGCAAAGAUUUGUCGUUUUAGCUAAAACAUCAUUCGUAAUAAUUGUAAUACACAAAUACAUACUUUAAUGAUAAGCAAAAAGGUCAAAGGCGAGGUAACAAAGGAAUAGUUGAACAAUUGGAACAGAGCUGAUCAUAUAUACAUACAUAUAUAUGGAAUAUGGCACGUGGAAAUUCUAUAUAAAUAUUUCACUCUGCGAACAAACCAAACAUCAGCAGCAGCAAGGAGCAAAGGACUUAUGCCCGUUGAGGUAUGCAGGAUAUUACAAUUAAUGCAUUGAUCGAUUACUUUUACGCUCUAGCCACAGAUUCCUUUUCCGUAAUACAAAUUAAAAAUACAAAAAAAAAAAAACAAACAAAAAAAAAUCCGAAACUAAUCUUAAGCUUGUAUGUAUAAAGAAUGAGAAAAACAAAACAAAACAUGUUAAAUAACAAGAAAAAGUAAAAGAAAAAAAAAAAACAACCAAAAACCUAGCGCUAAUAUGUUGAAAACAAUUAGCAGCGCCAAAAAGAAGCGUACAUAUAUUAUGUUUAAUUGAGAGCAGAGAAAAAAGAGAG
Messenger RNA from Drosophila arizonae, 2991 nucleotides. It is a transcript of the gene CanA-14F, whose product is annotated as Calcineurin A at 14F. NCBI's taxonomy places the organism in Eukaryota, Metazoa, Arthropoda, Insecta, Diptera, Drosophilidae. The record is from RefSeq and is a predicted model, not a curated record. Gene Ontology annotation, molecular function: calmodulin-dependent protein phosphatase activity. Gene Ontology annotation, biological process: calcineurin-mediated signaling.